GCUUGUCCCCGGAAGUAAACAGAGUGACUCCACGCUGCAUUGACGGAUAUGUUAUUGUUUACAACCCCACAGUGACACAGCGUCACAAGGGUAUCAACGCCGGAUUGACUAUAUUUUUAAUGACACUUUUCACUUCAAAUCCUCCAUCUUAUCGUUUUAUAUUCGUAGCAGCUACAGCCAUACGUUUUUUUAAUUAAAGUUUUGUGUGCUAUUCACCGGUAAGCUUGCUAACCGGCGCGUUCUCGGUGGAAGUGAGUCAGCUAAAGUUAAGAACAAGUUAACUACAGUUGUCAUUUGUGUUGCCAUGGACCAAACUGACUCCUUCCCAGUGAAGCUGUACGUCUACGACCUGUCCAGAGGAAUGGCCCGACAGCUGAGCGCUGCCAUGCUGGGGAAACACCUUGAUGGGAUAUGGCACACAGCGGUUGUGGUCCAUGGAAAGGAGUUCUUCUUUGUUGGAGAAGGCAUCAAUAGUUGUUCACCUGGGGACACCCCUUUGGGUGGGCCUGACUGCGUUGUGGACCUGGGCCUCACCGAGGUUCCUCUAGAGAUCUUCAUGGAGUAUCUGACUUCACUUGCAGAGUCCACAUACAGCAGUGACAAGUACAACUUAUUGGAGCACAACUGCAACACUUUCAGCAACGAGGUGGCUCAAUUCCUAACAGGCAAAAAGAUCCCAUCAUACAUUACAGACCUUCCAUCUGAAGUACUGUCCACCCCAUUUGGCCAGGCUCUCCGUCCUUUACUGGAUUCCAUCAACAUUAAUCCUGGAGGCAGCAACAUAACCGGACGGCGAUAGACAGGGCCAUGUAUAUCAAUGAAGAUAUAUCCAUUCAUUUUUGGAAUGCUGUUCCCAGCCUCUCUUCAUCAGUGGGGAUGCUGUUAAUUGCAGUUUAUCACAAGUUUUUAUUCUGAAACCACAGGGACAGGUUUCUUCCACAAUCAGCUGGGGGACAUCUGAGAGUAGAUUCAGUGCUUUUCAGCUCACUGCUGUGCAGGCAAUGGGAUUGUUAAUGCGGUCAUUUCCUGUUUUCAUUCUUUCUUUUUUCCUUCCCAGUAGACUUUAUUUUGACAGGACUGUACUCAUAGGGCAGGGUAACAGUACGUUAAAGUAAAAAAUUAAGUAAUCGGUAUCUCUGCCGCUGUCAGGUCUUUGUAUUUGACCCAAUGAGGUCCUGUGUUAUCUGUAAGAUGUUAAAGUUUGUUACCUGUGAAACGUUUCAUUCAAAAACAAUCUAAUGACCACAGAGCAUGUAAGUGCUCCUUUAGAUACGGGACCAAUCAUCUCUUCAUCUUUACGUCUUUCAGACGCUUUAUUUUUGACUUUAGUUCAGUUUAUGUUAUGUUAAAUGAUAUUGACUAUUGGAUGAUUUGUGUAGUUAGACACUGUAAAUAAUAUAAAGCAGUAAAUAAUACACACUGUAGGUAUUACAACGAUAACCACUUCACUCCACCAUGGUAUCACUAUUGUGUGACCAUUAUUCCCUCCUUAUGGAAACACAUAAAAACCCUUUUUCUGUUCAUUCCUCGAUAAUCUUCCUUUGAACUAUUUAUUCUUUUCUUGAAAUUCCUUGUAGCUAUUGCACACACUCAUUAACAACGCUUAAAGUUUGUCUGUAUACGUUAGAAGAAUGAUUUGUAAUGAAAUUCUCCCUAAAAAUUUUAAUUGUCUUCAAUUCCAUUGUACAAGGUCUGAAUUUUGAAAAUAAAAUGUUUAAUAUGA
Molecule: messenger RNA, 1723 nt
Organism: Pleuronectes platessa (European plaice)
Lineage: Eukaryota; Metazoa; Chordata; Actinopteri; Pleuronectiformes; Pleuronectidae
Gene: desi1b
Product: desumoylating isopeptidase 1b
Exons: 6
Coding region: 305-799 (164 amino acids)
Biological process (GO): protein modification by small protein removal
Molecular function (GO): peptidase activity
Source: RefSeq, a predicted model, not a curated record